AUGUCUAUCGUUCCUGUUGAGAAGGUAGUCAUUGCCCAGUAUGGCGAGCGGCGAGUAGCACAGGCAACUAUGCCUGACAUCGAAGCCUGGGUCGUCGAUUCUAAGCUAGAGAAGGGAAUACCCUUCAAACUCUGGAUGAAACCGGAGUUGCACGAGGAGCUAAAGGUGCUAUAUCCUAAUCUCCCCUGCGCAGAAGAUAUUACUCGUGGUGGUGGCUUCCUUCAAGGUCGUCCAAUGCUUAACCCCUCUAUCACUAUCGAGACGUGCGGCGGUGAUAAUCGACCCAAAAAGCUAUACCGCGUUGUCCACGAUAGACACCCAUUCGGAGGAAUUAAGGCCAGGGGUUAUGGAACCGUCGAUAUCAACCCUCUUCAUUUCCAAGUUCUGGUUCAAAAACACCUCAACUGGAAUUGUUCGAGUCCGAGCCCUUUCCUGUCCGUUACGGACAACCUCGACAAAGUCAGGGUGAUAGCAGCGGUUUGCGAAGCCCGAGGAUUCGCCGGCAUCGAAGUCCUCGAACUCGAUCCAGCACACCCAUCGUGGGACCAUAGACACCAAAGGUUAUGGAAUACAAAGCACCUGGUCGAUGAAUUCGGCACGAAAAUCCUACAACGUCGACAGUUCUUACAUCAGGAGUUCCUCGUAGAAAAUAUGAUUCCGCCUGAAUCUAUUCUAGGACGCCACCCUUGGAAAUCGCUACGGCGUACAUUCGAUCCAAACAGGUUCUGGCUAGAUAUGAUGCAAAAAAAGGUCAAGCACGUUAGCCAAUUAAAGAGAAGACGAGAAGGAGGGAGAGACGGAAAAGAGGAAGCUACGAGUAAUAAAACCGUUUACAAAAAGGCUGAUAAGACUCUAUCUGAUGGGCUUGGGACGGAAGAAGAUGGAGAGGGGACGACGGUGGUGGUGAAGAAGCAAAGAGCAAUUGAUUUUAAACUGCGAUUAUGA
This is a messenger RNA of Daldinia loculata, 945 nucleotides long. RefSeq lists its product as uncharacterized. The transcript has a single exon. The record is from RefSeq and is a predicted model, not a curated record. NCBI's taxonomy places the organism in Eukaryota, Fungi, Ascomycota, Sordariomycetes, Xylariales, Hypoxylaceae. The coding region runs from base 1 to 945 and encodes 314 amino acids.